AUGGCAGCACGACUGCUUGCUGGCGCUGGCUUCCUGUUGGAAUUUGCCAAUGCUGCCAGUUGUUUGCUGGACAAGCCCUGGCUGAUGGCAGAGCUGUUAGCAAAUAAAAUCAGCCAAGGAUUCAGAGAAGCCCCUCCUUCGGACUCAGGACCAGGGGCAGAGAACCCAAGAGUUCCUGCUGGUUCUGAUGAAGAGGAGAAGGGCACUGAAGAGAAGAGAGCUGACUGUGAAGCUCAUCCUCUGAGGAAUACACCACCAGGAUCAGCACACCUGCUGGGUCGAUCAGUUUCUCCUGAAUGGGAUGAAGAUGAAGCAGGUGGCUGUGAAGACGAGGGAUAUGGAAGAGAGGAGGAUGACAAUGAGGAAUAUGAAGAGAGAUUAGAAAGAGUUAAGGAAGUUGAGGCCAAGGAUGGUGAAAACUGGGAGGAUGAAUACGAGCCUCUUCCUGUAAUGGUCCCACCAUCUGAACAGACAGAAUCAAAAACACCACCAGGAUCAGCACACCUGCUUGAUGGAUUGGUCUCUGCUGAAGGGGAUGAAGAUGAAGCAGGUGGCUAUGAAGAUGAAGAGUAUGGCAGAGACGAGAACAGAAACGAGGACUAUGAAGAUCAGUUUGAAAGAGUUAAGGAAGUUGAGGCUGAGGAUGGUGAAAACUGGGAGGAUGACUACGAGCCUCUUCCUGUAAUGAUCCCACCACCUGAACAUGGAAAAUCAAACACACCACCAGGAUCAGGACACCUGCUGGAUGGAUCAGUUUCUGGUGAAGGGGAUGAAGGUGAAGCAGGUGGCUUCAAAGAUCUGUUUGAAAGAGUUAAGGAAGUUGAGGCUGAGGAUGGUGAAAACUGGGAGGAUGACUACGAGCCUCUUCCUGUCUCCUUAUGGGCAUCCUACACUGAGAGGUGCAGGCAGCAGCAGACAGAUGAGGCUCCCCUGGACAAACUCAGGAGCAUUGUGAGCACAGGACAUCCUGAGAAUAAAUAUGCAGAAGCUGAAAAGCUUGGCCAAGGGAGCUAUGGAGCUGUUUAUCGUGCUGUUGAAAUGGCCACAGAACGAGAGGUGGCCAUCAAGCACAUCCAUGUCAGUCAAGAGGAUGAGGAGUAUGUGGUGAAUGAAAUCCUGGUUCUGCGGGACCACAAGAACCCAAACAUUGUCAGCUACCUGGACAGCUAUCUGGUGGGUGCUGAGCUGUGGCUGGUCCUGGAAUACCUGGAUGGAGGCUCCCUGUCUGAUGUGGUUAAGGCAACACGCAUGGAUGAAGGGCAGGCAGCAGCUGUCUGCAGGGAGUGUCUGCAAGGCUUGGACUGCCUUCAUUCCAAUGGGAUCAUCCACAGGGACAUCAAAGGCUGUAACAUCCUGCUUGGAAUGGAUGGGUCUGUCAAACUGGCUGAUUUUGGUGUCUGCGCUCUGCUCACCCCUGAGCAGAACAAGAGGACCACAUAUGCUGGAACUCCCCACUGGAUGGCUCCAGAAAUACUGAAGGAAGAGCCCUACGGCCCCAAGGUGGACAUCUGGUCCCUUGGCAUCACAGCAGUGGAGAUGGCCGAAGGAGAACCUCCCUACGCCUGUGAAAAGGACAGCAGGGUGGGUGAUCUGAUUGCUGCCAACGGGACACCGGAGCUGCAGAACCCUGCUGAGUUCUCUGCUGUGCUGCUCGACUUCCUUCAGUGCUGCCUGGAGGUGGAUGUGGACAGGCGAUGGUCUGCCAAGGACCUUCUGCAGCACCCAUUUGUGACAUCAGCAGGGCCAGUCUCCAGCCUGAUCCCACUGAUCACUGCAGCAAAGAAAGCCAGGAACAGCAUCCACUAG
Indicator indicator is the source of this 1806-nucleotide messenger RNA. Its product is annotated as serine/threonine-protein kinase PAK 3-like. The transcript is spliced from 15 exons. Bases 1 to 1806 code for a protein of 601 amino acids. Lineage: Eukaryota; Metazoa; Chordata; Aves; Piciformes; Indicatoridae. Gene Ontology annotation, molecular function: ATP binding; protein serine/threonine kinase activity. The record is from RefSeq and is a predicted model, not a curated record. Gene Ontology annotation, cellular component: cytoplasm. Gene Ontology annotation, biological process: regulation of actin cytoskeleton organization; regulation of MAPK cascade; regulation of axonogenesis.